Molecule: messenger RNA, 1358 nt
Organism: Jatropha curcas
Lineage: Eukaryota; Viridiplantae; Streptophyta; Magnoliopsida; Malpighiales; Euphorbiaceae
Product: Reticulon family protein
Biological process (GO): response to bacterium
Source: RefSeq, a predicted model, not a curated record
CUCCACGUUUCCUGUGCCAAAAAGGCACCUUGCCAGUGCCAUAAUCUCAGUAACCGCCGUCACUCUCGAUCUUUUAAAUAUAACGCCGUCAACUUUUUGAUUUCAAAUUCCAUCGAACCACCAGGUUCACCACGAACCUAAGGCUCGGACCUUCGUGUUUACGGUUUAUAAUUUUAGAUAGCCGUCACCACUCGUGACCUACAUUUCCAGUCACUCACUGCUUGCUCGAUAUUUUACAGACACCGGAAUUCUUGUAGGAUAACUCAUUUUGGCGGAAUUAGGGGUUUGGAUCGGAUUGCCAGGAUCAAGAUAGCAUGGCUGAGCAUCAUGAAAAUCCUAUCGAGUCGGUUAUGGAGAAGAUAAGCGAGACGAUUCACGCUCACGAUUCAUCGUCAUCUUCUUCUGAUUCAGAUUCGGAUUCCGAGAAGAAGCCGACUUCUCCAUCGUCCGUCAAGGCAAAGAUUUUUCGGUUGUUUGGGAGGGAAAGACCCGUUCACCACGUUCUUGGAGGAGGAAAACCUGCUGAUGUGUUGUUGUGGCGAAAUAAGAAGAUCUCAGCUAGUGUGCUUGGAGUGGCCACUGCAAUUUGGGUCCUUUUUGAGUUGAUUGAAUACCAUCUUCUUACUCUAGCAUGCCAUAUUUUGAUCCUCUCACUCGCAGUGCUGUUUCUAUGGUCCAAUGCUCACACAUUUAUCAAUAAGACCCCACCUCGCAUUCCACAAAUCCAUCUUCCUGAAGAACCAUUCCUGCUGGUUGCUUCAGCACUAACAUUGGAAAUCAACCGAGGGCUUGCAGUUUUACGUGAUAUUGCAUCUGGGAAAGAUUUGAAGAAGUUUCUCAUUGUUAUAGCUGCCUUGUGGGUUGUGUCAAUUGUCGGGAGCUGGUGCAAUUUCCUGACCUUGUUUUAUAUAUCCUUUGUUUUACUACACACUGUACCGGUUCUAUACGAGAAGUACGAGGACAAGGUCGAUCCAUUUGCUGAGAAGGCUACAAUUGAGAUCAAAAAGCAAUAUGCAGUGUUUGAUGCUAAGGUUUUGAGUAAGAUUCCAGUGGGAGCAUUGAAGGCCAAGAGGGUUUAGAGAGGCCAGUGGUUCUGUUUCACGCAGAAGCUUAGAAAUCAUGGAUUUGUAGGUUGUGAUUCCUCUCCAUAUUUUGCUAGAGCUCUUCUUUAUUUUCACCCCUUCAACUGUUUCCAAUGUUUGGGAUUGCAGUUUGAAUAGCAUUUUUAUUUAUAUGGGGUUAAUUUCAAGUUGUAGGUUACUUUUGAAAGCUUUAUAAUCUGUUUGCAGGUGUUGGCUCCUUGAUAAUGGGUGAUUUUUGACGUUGGUUUUAUAUCGAAUAUCUUUUGAUUCCUUGUA